CUUCACAACAAAUAAAAAGAAAUUGUAACCUGCUGCUGCAGACAUGCUUUUAUCGCUGUUGGUGUGCAGGAGAUGCUGUAACCAAGCUGAACUGAAACGAAGUCCGAGAACGUAUACAUGUGUCUGGAGGCGUUCUGCAUCUACGGCAGCGUGGGCCAAGUGGAGGAGCCUUAUGUCAGCAUCACCAGGAAGAAGCAGAUGCCCCGCGAGGGUCAGUCCGAGGAGGUGGAGCGGCAGGUGGGGCAGGCCGAGGGGAAACUGUUCACGCACCGAUCGGCGUUCUCCCGCACCUCUGUGAUCCAGGCCUUCCUGGGAUCGGCUCCCCAGCUCACCCUGCAGCUCUACAUCUGCGUGCUGCAGCGGGGGGUGUCUGUAGGAAGAGGCACUCUGAUGGUGAUCUCCCUUCUGUCCAUUGUGUACGGAGCACUGCGCUGCAACAUCCUGGCCAUUAAGAUCAAAUACGACGACUACGAGGUGGACAUCCAACCCAUGGCUUACCUCUGCAUCUUCCUGUGGCGAGGCUUCGAGAUCGCCACGCGCGUGGUGGUCCUGGUCCUGUUCAGCUCGGUGCUGCAGCUCUGGGUCCUGCCCGUGGUGUUCUUGAACUUCCUGGUUUUCUUCUUCUACCCGUGGAUCCUGUUCUGGCAGAGUCACUCGCCGUUCCCCGAGAACAUAGAGAAGACCCUCACCAGGGUGGGGACCACCAUCGUGCUGUGCCUGCUGACCUUCCUCUACGCCGGCAUCAACAUGUUCUGCUGGUCGGCCGUGCAAGUGAAGCUCAACGACCCGGACCUGAUCAACAAGUCCCAGAACUGGUACCGCAUGGCCGUGUACUACAUGGUGCGCUUCGCGGAGAACGCCACGCUGCUCCUGCUGUGGUACAUCUACAAGACGGACUUCUACGAGUUCAUCUUCGCGCCGCUGCUGGUGCUGCAGCUGCUGCUGGCCUACGCCAUCGGCAUCUUCUUCAUGCUGGUCUUCUACCAGUUCUGCCAUCCGUGCCGGAGGCUCUUCUCCUCCAGCAUGACGCAGGGCCUUUGGGAUUGCUCCUCCUUCCUCUGCUUCUUGUGCACUUCCGCUUCCCCCCUCAACCAGCCGAUAGGGAGCGCGCCACCGGAGGCGACCGCCCGCCGCCAGCCGUCCGACGACCGAGUCCACGACACGACGAGCGACAGCGCGGACGACGCGCCGAACGACACCACGUACGACAUGCUCAACGACACCACCUACGAUGUGACCACUGGGGAAAACAGCACCAGGGGUGGAGUCAACGGGGAUGUUGGCCACAUCGUGUCCUGCAAUGUCUAAAGCAAUCACAGCAGACUUCUCAAAGCGCCACACGUGUCCCCCUGUUGCUUUUACGGUCCUCUGAUCUCUGCUUUUAAAUAAGAGGAACAUAUGAGUUAAUUCUGCCUGCCCACAGAGAUGAUUAUCGCCCAUAUUCUCAGCCAUCAUCCUUCCUCCCGCAGGCUUUAUAAACACGCUGUAUAAGGAUCACCUAGAGCCCACGCUUUUAACCUGGUCGUCUUGGUGUGCGUUUUUUGGCAUGGAUGCAUGCAGAUGUCCCCGACCUCAGAUGAGGUGCAACAGCUAUUAAGUACCUGUCCUCGCCAGUUUUAUGGCUACAAGCGAUCAGCUUGAGUAUACUCCUCCAAUGAGAGCUUUGUGGUUCUCCCGCGCUGCUUCUGUGACGUGCCCCAGCUUGAUGACGAGUUGUUUGUUUCACACAAUAAAGAGCCGCUCCACACGCUACUGUAAAGCACAAGCAUUUCCCCGGAAGCCUAAUGGGCAUUUUUGCACGUUUACAAAAGAAAAGGUUUGUGUGUUUCGCUCAACAGUCAAGCAGCAGCCAUGGUGACGUGAAAUGCUAUCUUCGUCUCAUCACUUGGAACAUUUAGAGUACAAAAUGGACUUAAAUGAACUAAAUCACCGCAUAUAUCAAGUUUUCGGUCUUAAAUGUAAAAUUACGUCUCAGAAAGAAUGUCGGUGUGCUCGUUUUUUGCACCAACUCCUCUUUUGCCUCGUAUCCGCAGAGGAAACGCCAGAAUGCUUCUGUUUGUGAACAUUCGCAGCAAUUUAAGCAAAAACAUAAAAACGUUCUGACACACUAGAAAUUAGUGUUAUAAAAAGGUAAAUGCCUAGUUCAAAAUAAAUCUAUAUUUAUAUGUGAAACAUG
Messenger RNA from Fundulus heteroclitus (mummichog), 2176 nucleotides. Its product is annotated as membrane transport protein XK-like. Gene Ontology annotation, cellular component: membrane. The transcript has 3 exons. NCBI's taxonomy places the organism in Eukaryota, Metazoa, Chordata, Actinopteri, Cyprinodontiformes, Fundulidae. The record is from RefSeq and is a predicted model, not a curated record. The coding region runs from base 118 to 1308 and encodes 396 amino acids.